This is a messenger RNA of Rotaria sp. Silwood2, 858 nucleotides long. The record is from the annotation of a GenBank genome assembly. NCBI's taxonomy places the organism in Eukaryota, Metazoa, Rotifera, Eurotatoria, Philodinida, Philodinidae.
AUGGGUGGCGGUGGAAGUAAGAAAGCAAAAGGAAAGGCUGCUCAACAAGAACCGCUAAAUCAACCGACUGGAUCAAAUAUACAACAGGAAAAUAAAUCGGAAGUAAAAAAUGCAUCACCAGCAUCAUCACCAUCACCAACCAAAGCAAACAGUGCAUCACCAUCACCAACCAAAGUAAAGAGUGCAUCAUCACCAGUACCAUCACCAACCAAAGCAAACAAUAACAAUGAAUUUGAUGGACACGAUAGUCGUACUUCACAUGAUGAACUGAAUAAUAAUAAUUUUCCAAUUGAUAUUGAUCGAACACCAUCACCUAUUGACACCCCAGUUGAGCAAUCAAAAUCACCUGUAUCAAGACGGUCUUUAAAUGCGAAUUCUGCACAAUCAAACAAUAGUCAUCGAAAGGGUUCAAGAUCAUCUAAAUUGGAUACACAUUCAGAUGGAAAAAUUUCUGUUGCAUCAAUCCAUCAACACAGUGGUACCUGUCGAUACUGUCCACAUUGUCGAAAAAUGGCAGAUGGAAAAAUACCGCCAACUCCAGGUUGGAUCAUAAAAAAUCCAGGUAUCGGUCAACUUAUAAUUAAAAUGGAUAAAUAUGAUCUUGAAGCUGUUAGAGAAAAAAUUACUACAGAAAAUGGUCAUUAUCCUGGUUGUUAUGAUUAUCGACCUUAUCUAACAAUCGAAGAAGAUAAUGAUAAGGAUGAUCGAAAAGAAACUGAUUAUUAUACACAACCGUUUGUUACUCGAAAAAAAUCGAGUAUUUUAACUUCGCAUACUCCGUAUCCAGACUAUAAUAAUCUGCAACGUCGCGAACAACGUUUAAACAAACCCUAUGAAACGACAUUGUUCGUUGAUUAG